This is a messenger RNA of Morone saxatilis (striped sea-bass), 3995 nucleotides long. RefSeq names its product interleukin 12 receptor, beta 2a (gene il12rb2). The transcript is spliced from 16 exons. The coding region runs from base 289 to 2661 and encodes 790 amino acids. Gene Ontology annotation, cellular component: membrane. Gene Ontology annotation, molecular function: cytokine receptor activity; protein binding. Lineage: Eukaryota; Metazoa; Chordata; Actinopteri; Moronidae. The record is from RefSeq and is a predicted model, not a curated record.
UGGUCUGGCUUCACUGUUUUAAGUGUGGCUUAGUGUGCGACUGAACUUUGUCACCUCCUCACACCAGAGGCGGCAAUCAGUCAACACGGAGUCUCCGCUGCCACCUCCCCACAGUGUGGAUACAGUGCUCUGAAUAACAAUGUUGAGGAGGACUCAUGAUGACAGACUGAGCUUCAAAAGCGUCAGAAGUUAUUAAAGCUUAACAUAAUGCUGGGAUGUUAUAUCUUGGUAAACUAGCAGUUCCUGCGGCGAUUUAAGAGACAUAAGGAGGCAGAUUACUGAUGAUUCAUGGCGACAAUGUCCCAAACAUGGUUCAUCUUUAUUGCUGUCACUGUGCUGGCCGUGCAGCUUUGCAUAGGUGAGAAAUCCUGUGUCAUCUGGUCCAGUGCUGGACCUGUGGUGACACUAGGCUCCAGUUUUGAGGUGUACUGCACCUUUAACUGCAAGUGCAAGGGAUCCAUGAGCUGCUAUCCACCCAUACAACAGGAAUGCUUUGAAUUUAAUUCUACAACUAUGUAUUUCAAAGUGGGAAACAUAACUACGAACCGAACAUACAGCUGCCAGUGUGACUGCACUGCUCUGGACCCCUGUGGACUGGACAUCUAUGCUGGAUACAAACCAGAGAGUCCUAAAAACAUUUCAUGCACCUACGAAGUCAUAAAUAAUGAAAGAGGGGCUGUGUUCUGCAACUGGAUACGAGGACGAGACACUUAUCUUUGGAAUAGUUCAGUGCUGUGGGUGAGAACUAGAUCUGGAACCCACACAGAUGAACCAGUGUCAUACAAAGUCUCCAGUAAGGGAACUGAUCCAUCUGCUAGUUUCACCGUGUCUAGCUCUGUCCAGCUGAUCUCUGUGUGGGUCCAAGUCCAAAAUCCACUGGGCAAUGCAAUGUCCAUGACAUUCAACUACACCCUCAGUGACAUUGCAAUGCCAUCGACUCCUGUUCUUGUCCAACCCGAGUGCUCCUCCCGAGAGUGCGUCAUCAAAGUGCAGCAGUCUGUGAGGACUCAACGCCUGGAGAUCCAAUACAGAGCAGAGGCACAGACGUGGACAUCAUAUCUAGACUCAGGUGUGCAGACGAGUUUGGAACAAGUCAUCUCCUCUCUGGAGCCGUACAGGUUGUACCAUUUCAGAGCCAGAUCCAAAUUCAGCACCGGCCUGUGGAGUCAGUGGAGCACAAACGUUUCCAGCCGAACUCAAGAAGAGGGACGCUCUGAGCCUCACCACAUUAAGGAUGGUGUGAGCACAAUUAGUGAACAAGAGGCCAACAUUUCUAUCACUAGAGGGAAAAUUGUGGAGUACAGAGUCAGAGUUUGGAGCCAAACCUCUGGUGUGGUCUUCAGCACUAACAUUAGUGCUAAUGCCAGGAAUUAUUCAGUCCCAUUCUGUGCCAAAUGUGAAGUGACAUUGUGGGCUUGCAACUCCAAAGGGAUGUCUCCUCCUGCCAGAAUUACAACCCAUCACAGAUAUGCCAAGCCCGUAAAGGUUGUGCAAGUAACUGCAGACAACCACACUGUCACCAUCUCCUGGAGAAAGCCUGAAACUGCACCACCACAUGUGGCGUAUGUGGUGGAGUGGUACCCAGAGGGCCACAAGCUGGAGGAGCUCAGAUGGGUCAGGCUGGGCAGGAAUGACAACCGUGCCGUUAUUACAGGUAUAAAGCCAUUUGAGUGUUAUGAGGGAGCAGUGUAUGUUGUCUAUAACGAGAGCUCAGUGAGUAAGAGAAGAUUUACAGGAGUGGCCACUUCGGAAUCAGCCCCGGCAGCUGGUUCAUCAGUCAAAGAGGAGGUUGAGGGAAACAAAGUGAAAGUGACCUGGAUAGAGAUUCCCAGGGAUCAGCGUGGGGGUUGCAUCACCAUCUAUACCAUCUAUUUAGAGAGCGACAGUGGAUACAGGCAGUCUUACUCUAUGCCAGCAUCAGAGAGGACACAUAUCAUCAAAGACCUGCCUCCAGCUGUCUACAGUCUGUGGAUGACUGCUUCAACUGCUACAGGAGAAGGCCCUGCAGGUCAAAAGAUCAAGUUCUUCAUCCUGCAGGAGACCCAACUAUCCCUCCUGCUGAUGUGUGGGCUCACCUCCCUGAUCGUGCUCUUUCUGCUGUGUCUGUGUCAGAGUUCAGCAGUGAGGCAGAGGUUCUGGAUGUUUUUCCCGUGCCUCAAGCUUGAUGAUGUGCCAGAUCCUGCAAACAGCAAAUGGGCAAAAGAGUGUACCCAGGAGAAGGGCAAGAUGAACCUCCAGCUGCAAUCGAGUAACUCCAGUGCAGCCGAGGAGGAGGAAGAGCCCAUCCUGGUGGAUGUUGAGGAGCUGCCCAAGCAAAGCACUGACAUCCACUCAGCUUCAGACGUCUCCUCACUGCUCCCUCAUCAAACCAGCAUGAGCCCAAUGACAGAGCCGGUCAUUUACAUCAAGAGCUUCUCCCAUGACUCAGACAGCUCAGACCACACGCAUACCUCUCUGGACACCAACACAACCGUUGACUAUAUCUCCGGACACGGGCCAGAAAAUAUCUACGAGGAUGAGGAGGUGGAGGACGACGGAGAACCGUUUUUAGACAUGCUGGGUUUCUUCCCCAGUCACAACAUCAUCAUUGAGCCAUUUGGAGGGAAGUUGACUCUGGAUGCGGUCAAAAUCGACUGCAAUGACUUCUUUCAGAACAGUUAGUGUUAACCCGAAACCAGAACUCUUUGGUGAGAUGAGGUUUGAGUGGAAACAAUUUUUUGAGGAAGAAGACUGCUAAACAAAAGAGACGGGACACAAUGACUGGAGAUGGUGACUGGAUUCUUCUUUAUCUGUUUCAGUGUUGUUUUUUGCUCACUGAAAUCAGAACCGUAAAAAAAACAGCUCUCUCGCUUAUGUCGUCCAGAGCUGUUUGCAGAAUUUUUGUUUUCAUUUCAUGCAUUACCAUUGUUUUCACUUUAGGGCAGCAUUGGAUACACUAAUAACAUGAGCAAAAUGAACACAGUACAGGCUGCCCGACAGAGUAUAUCAAAUUUUGUAAUUUAUACCAGUUUUAUUAAGGCAUCCCAAUGCUGAAAGCACUGAUAGGCCCAUUUUCACAGCAGACUUUUUGACUUAGGAAAAGCACAGGUGUUACUAAAGAAAGGUGUCAGGUGUCCCACUAAGCCACAUGUGUGAUAGUGAGCCAGCAGGCCCAGUACCAGGACCCUGAAACUGAAGCAGCAAUUCAACCAUCAUUUACACCUGUGGUUUUCCUAUUGAGUCUAUUAUUGCCUCACGUUGUUGACCAUCUUGUAUAUUGACUGGGCCUUUAAAUACAUCUAUGCUACCUCAAUCUUAGCUCAUCUAAAACAGGAGAAAGGUAAAUUGUCUCUCAAGUUUGUUAGUGGUGGGGGUGGGUAAUAUUACUGCAUGAUGACAGAUAAUUUAUUAUCAUUUUGCUGAAGAUCAGAAUCACGAUCAACCAGUUGCACCACUGUUUCAAGAUGUAUGUGUCACAAGUUUUAUGGCAAUUCAUCUAACAGUCGUCAAGACAUUUCACAAAAUGCCAGAAAUGCUGCCACCUGCUGGUGGCACCAGAAUCACCGCAAUCAGAAUUGAUCCUUUAUGGACCACGAAUGUGCAAAAUAUCAUUGCAAUCCAUUGUUGUUGAUAUUUCAAACAGUCCGAAGUGGUGUACCAACCAACAUUGCCAUCCCUAGAGCCAGGCUGCUGACACGGUGAAAUGUAUGUAUGUAUAGUGUGUUUUAUGUUUAAGUCUGAAAACUCUUGUGGACCAUUUUGAGCAGCAGCAUCUCUAAAUAGAUUUGCAAUUGCUCACUUUUUCUAAUUGGGAAUCAGUUUAGCUCGUAUAGAAACCUUCUGAUUUUUUCAUUUAGUUGCACAGUCUUCAGUUUUAAUGUCAAUGCAAAUAAACAAGUGAUUUCAUCAUCUGCAUUUGUAAGUACUUCCCUAUGUAUGCAGCAACAUUAUUUUAAUCUGCACAUAAGUUCUUGAAUGAAAUCCUGAGGUGGGAGGUGACUAUUUGACAUUCUGGU